GUUACGCAGGGUCUGGGGUGUAUUAUUUGUGAGUUUCCUUUCAGAGUGGUCCAGGGGGCCUAAAAGACUUGAGAAGUGAGGACCUAAUGAGCAUAGUUCUAAAUGCUGGUGGGAGGGAAAGUUUUUUUUUUUUUUUUUGUCUUUUUGAGACAGGGUCUCUAUGCAGUUCAGGCUGGCCUUGAACUCUGUAGCCCAGGCUGGUCUCGAACUCGCAAUGAUCCUCCUGCUUCAGCCUCCUGAGUGCUGGGAUUACAAGUGUGAGCCACCACACCCUGCUGGGAGGGAAUGAUUUACAAAAUCUCCAUGCUCUUUUGAGAGGCCUCUUCGCCAUCCCUCUUACUUUGCAGAGCCUGGUCUAGGACCAGGGGAUCUGAGUAAAGAUUCGUGGGGGAGGGGUCCAGAACUCAGCUCCAGGUUAAUGGCUGAUGGAAUUUGCACAGGAGCUGGGCAAAGGUGAAAGGGCCAUAUCCUGCCCCCAAACCUUCAUCCCUCGCUCCGCUUCGUUAACACCUCCACUCCUUUCCCACUACGGGCAGCUAGCUUCACCCAAACUCUGACCUCUUACUCUCCCCACUUACCUCCAGCCUACAGCAGCCAAGAGAGGACAAAGGCAGGGCAGCACGAGCAGGUCUCCUCUGCAUCCCAUCCCCCUGCUAUCUAUGGGCUCCCCAGGCGUCCUGGCUCCCCUACCACCACGGCCCAGUCUCUCCUCCCAUGCUUGGGCCUCUCGAUGUGGGUCUCUCACCUGGGGACUCAGCUGUCUUCUGGCUCUGCAGCAUUUCCUGGUCCUGGCUUCCCUGCUCUGUGCCUUCCACCUGCUUCUGCUUUGCAGUCUUCCCCCAGGAGCGCCAUCUUACUCCCCUGCUCAGCUCCUGGCCUCCAGCUUCUUUGCAUGCGGUAUGUCUACAGUCCUGCAAACCUGGACUGGCAGCAGGCUGCCUCUUAUCCAGGCUCCAUCCUUGGAGUUCAUUAUCCCCGCUCUGGUGCUGACCAGCCAGAAGCUGCCCAUGGCCAUCCAGACAUCUGGAAAUGCUUCCCUCACCAUGCACCAGUGUAGGGGACCUGGCUGCCAUGGCCUGGAGCUCUGGAACACUUCUCUCCGAGAGGUUUCUGGGGCAGUGGUGGUGUCCGGACUGCUGCAAGGCAUGCUGGGACUGCUGGGGGCACCUGGCCGUGUGUUUGUCCACUGUGGACCCCUGGUGCUGGCCCCCAGCCUGUUUGUGGCAGGGCUCUCUGCCCACAGAGAGGUGGCCCAGUUGUGCUCUGCUCACUGGGGCCUGGCCGUUAUGCUUAUCCUGCUCAUGGUGGUCUGUUCGCAGCACCUGGGCUCCCGCCGGGUACCCCUAUGCCCUUGGAAGUCAGCCUCAACUUCUUCAGCUCACUUUCACACCCCUGCCUUCCGGUUCCUCUCGGUGCUGAUCCCUGUGGCCUGUGUGUGGGUCACUGCUGUCCCUCUGGGUCUCAGCGCUGUCCCCCUGCAGCUAGCUGCUGCUGCUGAGGCACCAUGGUUUUGGCUGCCUCACCCAGGCGAUUGGAACUGGCCCUUGUUGACACCCAGGGCUCUGGCUGCAGGCAUUUCCAUGGCCCUGGCAGCCUCUACCAGCUCCCUGGGCUGCUACGCCCUGUGCCAUCAGCUGCUGCAUUGGCCUCCCCCACCUGCACAUGCCUGCAAUCGAGGGCUGAGCCUGGAGGGGCUGGGCAGUGUGCUGGCUGGACUGCUGGGGAGCCCCCUGGGCACAGUGUCAAGCUUCCCUAAUGUGGGCACAGUGAGCCUUUUCCAGGCUGGAUCUCGGCGCGUGGCGCACUUAGUGGGGCUGCUCAGCUUGGCACUUGGCUUCUGCCCCGGGCUGGUGCAGCUCCUCACCACCAUCCCACUGCCUGUGCUUGGUGGGGUGCUGGGGGUGACCCAGGCUGUGGUUCUGUCUGCCGGCUUCUCCAGCUUCCAUCUGACUGACAUUGACUCUGGCCGCAAUGUCUUCAUUAUGGGCUUCUCCAUCUUCAUGGCCCUGCUGCUGCCCAGGUGGCUUCGGGAAGCCCCAGUCCUCCUCAGCACAGGCUGGAGCCCCUCGGAUGUGUUACUUCGCUCACUGCUAGCACAGCCCAUCUUUAUGGCUGGACUCCUGAGUUUCCUCCUGGAGAACACAGUUUCUGGUUCAUGGCUUGAGCGAGGCCUCAGUCAAGGACUGCCAUCUUCUCUCCCUGCCCAAGAAGUUCAAAAGCCUCAGAAGUCCACGGAAAAGGCUGUGCAAGAGUAUGGGCUUCCUGACCCUAUCCAAAGCCUGUGUUCCCGCAUCCCCCAGCCCCUCCGUUGCUUCUGCCCAAUGCCCGAAGACCCUGUGGAUUUAGAAGCAGGACCCUCUGAGCCAGGAGAGACAGCAGACUUAUUGCCUGGCUCUGGGGAGCCCUGCCUUGCCGCUAGCACAGAAGGGCUUAGGUCCUUGUAAUUACCAGGAGUCUUAUUUCUGCCCUGUUAGUUUAGCCCUAAUUUGCAGCUUGCUGGAGAGUCAGUGCCCUGGCUCUACUUUGUCCUGGAGAGAGGGGUGUAUAUAACUUCUGUAUAUGUGUGUGUACACACCAUUGGCCCACUUAGAGACCCCAUUCCCAACAGGACUGGGUCAUCUUUCCUCCCACACAGCAGGGGACAUGGUUUAGUGGUCACGAAUGAAUGAAUGAAGUUUUUCCUGGAAACUAUCAGUGCCACUUGACCUAGCAUUCACUUAACAAAUAUUUAUUUAUAUGGGUAUGACAGGGUCCCUAUCCUCAUCAGCCACUUAGGAUUUAAAAAGACCUUUGUAAUAAGUAAAAUGCACCACAGAAGGCACUGUGUAAUAAAGAUGGAAAUUAUGCCAUGA
This is a messenger RNA of Cavia porcellus (domestic guinea pig), 2852 nucleotides long. It is a transcript of the gene Slc23a3, whose product is annotated as solute carrier family 23 member 3. The coding region runs from base 660 to 2444 and encodes 594 amino acids. NCBI's taxonomy places the organism in Eukaryota, Metazoa, Chordata, Mammalia, Rodentia, Caviidae. Gene Ontology annotation, molecular function: transmembrane transporter activity. Gene Ontology annotation, cellular component: membrane. The transcript has 12 exons. The record is from RefSeq and is a predicted model, not a curated record. Gene Ontology annotation, biological process: transmembrane transport.